CGUGGGUGCCGGCGGCGGCGGCGGCGGCGGGACGCGGGCGCGGGCACCGGAGCGGCGGCCUCGGCGCUGCUGGCGGCCGAGCGCCCCGCGGAGGUGAGGGGCGGGCUGCCCGGAGGGAUCGGAGGAGGAGACAGGUCGGCAGGCGCGGAUGCGGUGGCUGCCCACGCGGCGCUGGGCAGGCAGAGCCGUGGGCGCGUGGCGGUCCGAGUGGGGCACGGCUCCGAGCAGUGGGAGUGUGCCGGUGGGUCCGUGGUCGAACUUUGUCUCCGCCGUAGCGUCGAUCUCCGCGAGCGCGAUCCGACACCCCGAGCCCACAGCACUGCCCGCCCUGAGAAGUGCUGGAAGCUGGGUUUAUCCCCAGGCCAGAGGACCUGUUUUUCCUGUUUUCUGAAGAAUUCCCUGCAUCCUGGUCCAGGCCUAUGCAUUCAUGAAUGAGAAACCUGAGCGGGCUCUGAACAUCCUGACUGUGAGAGCAGGGGCUGGUCAGAAACAGACUGGUGGACUGCAUCUGGCCCUCAGGAUGUAGUGUGCCUGCCCCUGUUGUGAAGUUUUAAAGGUGUGUGGCCACGAUACUCCUAGACCUCAUGCAUCCUCGAAGUUCUGGGGUUCCGAGGUUCUGGGCCCUCUGGGUCCAGGGAGGAAGCCAGGUCAGGUGGCCGCGAAGGCCUUGACUGUGGUGGGGCAGACCUUAACCAAGGGAAUCUAUGGGUGCUUGGGGUCCCUCAUGGCCCCGGUCAGGUGGGUGUGUCAGGCCUCCCCACUGAGCCCUGGUUGUGACCCUCGUGGCUGUUCUCCCCACCACCCCUUCCCUUCAGGGCAAUGGCCACAGGCCUGGGCCACUGGAACAGCACCGUCAAUGACACCUGGGGUGGGGACGAGCUGGGCUACAAGUGCCGCUUCAAUGAGGACUUCAAGUACGUGCUGCUGCCUGUGUCCUACGGUGUGGUGUGUGUGCUCGGGCUGUGUCUCAACGCCGUGGCGCUCUACAUCUUCCUGUGCCGCCUCAAGACCUGGAACGCGUCCACCACGUACAUGUUCCACCUGGCCGUGUCCGAUGCGCUGUACGCAGCCUCCCUGCCGCUGCUGGUCUAUUACUACGCCCGCGGGGACCACUGGCCCUUCAGCAUAGUGCUCUGCAAGCUGGUGCGCUUCCUCUUCUACACCAACCUUUACUGCAGCAUCCUCUUCCUCACGUGCAUCAGCGUGCACCGAUGCCUGGGGGUCCUGCGCCCGCUGCGCUCGCUGCGCUGGGGCCGGGCCCGCUAUGCCCGCCGGGUGGCAGCUGCUGUGUGGGUGCUGGUGCUGGCUUGCCAGUCACCCGUGCUCUACUUCGUCACCACCAGCGCGCGUGGCGGCCGCAUUACCUGCCACGACACCUCAGCACCCGAGCUCUUCAGCCAGUUCGUGGCCUACAGUUCUGUCAUGCUGGGCCUGCUCUUCGCAGUGCCCUUUGCCAUCAUCUUGGUCUGUUACGUGCUUAUGGCUCGGCGGCUGUUGAAGCCAGCCUACGGGACCUCGGGAGGCCUGCCGCGGGCCAAGCGCAAGUCGGUGCGCACCAUUGCCGUGGUGCUGGCUGUCUUCGCCCUCUGCUUCCUGCCUUUCCAUGUCACCCGCACCCUCUACUACUCCUUCCGCUCCCUGGACCUCAGCUGCCACACCCUCAAUGCCAUCAACAUGGCUUACAAGAUCACCCGGCCGCUGGCCAGUGCCAACAGUUGCCUUGACCCCGUGCUCUACUUCCUGGCUGGGCAGAGGCUUGUGCGCUUUGCCCGAGAUGCCAAGCCACCCACAGACCCCACUGCUACUACCCCAGCUCGCCGCAGACGGGGCCUGCACAGGUUGGACAAGACUGACAUCAAGAGGACAAAAGAUGUGUCGAGCAGCAGUGAGGACUCUAGGCGGACAGAGUCCAUGGCAGCUGGUGGUGAGAACACUAAGGACAUCCGGCUGUAGGACCUGAACCCCUGGCGCCUGUGCAAGUUAAUAUUGGGGGUGGGGGGAGUGGGGAGGCUGUGGGGACUAGGAUUUCCUCCAUUGGGAUAGUCUCCCUAGAUAUGCCCCAUUAGUGACUCAUGCCUGAUGGUCAAGGGAGCCGUGACCUCAAUGCUCUGUCAUUUGGCAGAAUGUUCUCUGCAGUCCAGAGAUCUUAACAGUCCCUACAACCCCAGUCACCAUUUGUAUGUGUGAGUUGGGGAAUAAGGCUUCGUGAAAGGCAAGGGUAAGGGGCCAAUGCUGCCCCUGGCCUGACUCCCACAUAAUUAGCUGUCUGUGCCCAGCAAGGUAUCUAGGCUGGAACCCAGCCUGAUCGAGUCAAAUGGAGAAACAGAUGCAGAGAAGAAAGUGACUUACCAAGGUCACAUAGUCUGGGCCUGAGCUACCUAGGAGGGGUGGAGUUUCAGGGUGAUCAGAGGACCCUGGUAAGGAGCCAGAGCUGAGCCAGAGCUUCCCAUGGAGCGGUCAAGGGCAGGUCUAGAUGCCACAGUGGACACACCUCUGAGGAGCAUCCCCAUCCCUAGAGGUGACUGUAACAUCUGGGAGCUGAUGUCAUAAACUCAUCUGGAGGCUUCCCGGGCCUGGGAGCCAGUUUGAGGCUGCAACUUCUACCGAAGGUGUUGUUGCCUGCCGUGUUGUGCCCUAUUGUGUGGUUUGAGGAUGAGGAUACAGUCUAAGAAGCUCUUACCAUCCACACUGGAGUUCUUUCUCCAACCUCUACUCUUCUGCCACCUGCCUUCCCACUAGCUGCCUCAGUGGUAGUCUCACAUCAGGGAUCCUCUUUCCAGACCUCUUUCCAGGUCAUCCCUCACUUUAGAGCCAAGUGGCUUUGGUGCCUGGCUCUGCUGAGUGCAGAUAGGAGUCAGAUGGAGUCCUGUCCUUGGGAUCCCCUAGUUUAGGGAUUAAUGGCUAUGAACAGUCAUGUACUGGUAAAUGUGAAACCAUCUAACUGGCUUUCCAGGGGGUGAGGGGAACCCCUUAUCUGUAGCAUUGCUAAUUGCCAUGGUGCAGAUACUCUUGCCUUGGCCAAUUUCAGACCAGUAAUGUGAUGUCAGCCUCCUUGCAAAAUUCCUGAAAAUUUAACAAUUGGCUCUUGCAAGCAGGUCCAACAUGCUCCAUCGCAACACUGGAUAAUGCUGAGUGAUUGGAGGUGUGGACCAGCAUGUGAGAGAGGCUUCCUGGGACACACUCCUGAACUGUAGCUUCUGAGAAAAGCAGUUUAUUGGAGAAGAACAUCCAGGUGCAGGGUACAUCCUGGGCAAAGACAUGGGGGCAGGAAAGCAGGGUAUGCAGGAAGUGGAAGCAGGCUGGGCAGCCGGUGCUCAGUCUCAAGGCAGGACUGAGGCUGGGAGUGGGUCACCAGGCUAACAAGUCAGGGCUCCUUCCUUGCCUUUACCCGAGGUCUCCUUUGCACUGGGGCUAAGUAUGGGAGAGAUUCCCUUCUCUUCCUGUCCCAUCCUCUGCCUCCUGGGAAAAUCCUGCUAUAUGGCAUAAUGGUGCUUAGACUGGCUCAGGGUGAGGUAGAUCUUUCUCACCUGUGACAGAUUCUAGGUCCAGCCAGGACCACUGUGGAGGUUUGUGGAGCUGAGCUGGACAGGGACCAGCUCAGCCUUGGGGCAAAGCUAACAAGUCUCAUUUUUUUUUAAUGUUUUAUUUAUUUUUGAGACAGCACAAGCAGGGGAAGGGCAGAGAGAGAGGGACAGAGGAUCCAAAGUAGGCUCCGUGCUGACAGCAACGAGCCCAAUGUGGAGCUCGAACUCACGAACCACCAGAUCAUGGCCUGAGCCCAAGUCAGACACUCAACCGACUGAGCCACCCAGGAGCCCCUGACAGGUCUCAUUCUUAAUCUCAAACAUAAAGACCUACUCCCUCUCCCUCGGGGAGACCCCCUUUCCUAUAGGCCCACUCUGCCUGAGAGAAGAUUCUUCCCUUCACUCCACGUCUUCCUGUCUCCUGUGACCUCUUCACCCUUUCCACUCUGUCAGAACGAGGCACUCCCAGGAGUUGCUCUAUUUAGAAUCUAGUUCCACACAGCUCCUUCAUGCAACAGGGACCCAUCACAAGUCAUGACCCAACCAAUUACUCUGCAUUGUGCAACGUGGGUGUCCUGUUCAAAGUAAUGUGAAAUGCUCACCUCCCACAUUCUAGGUUCUAUAUUUCUGUUCAUAUAACCAGAGUCCCUAUGAGCUUUUUUGUGACUACUUCUUAUAGACUGACCUUGAGUCAACCUUUCCUGCAGUCCCAAGCCUAUCUCCUUCCUACCAGCUGCUGCUGAGGCUGAACCCCAUUCUAGUUUAUAGGAAGCCCCUACCCAGGUAAGAUUACACCCAAAGGUGUAAAUGCUGGGCUCUGAUUCCCUCAGCGCUGCUUAGACCAGAGGCAGGAGGUUAUACAUCACGAUUUGGGGGCUCCCGAGUGUGCAUCUCUGGUUGGGGGUAGGGCAGUGGCCACCACAGGCCCAAGUUCCCUUAGUCCCCAUUCCUUUUGUGUCCUGCCUACCUACCCUACCAGCAGCUUCCCUGGAGACCCUGAGAACCCAGGGCCCUGCAGCACAUGGAACCAACACUACGGCAUAGCACCAGGAAGCCUUCCUUGAAUCAGCUGCCCGUGCAUUUCCAAGGACAUAGGACCUAGGGGAAAGGAGGGCCAUAUUCACCUUCUAAUCCAGUGGCAGACACUGGUGGGGUGGGGAAUGGAGACCCUAAGGGAACCGGGGACAGGCCAGGGUCUUGCCCCUGGACCCCAGUCAGAUUGCCUGACCCCUCAACGUGGAUGUCUGGCCCUGCUGCUAGGCCUUCACCUAGUGGGUGAGGUUCCUGGCCCUCCCGCCUUGUGCUAUUUUCAGCCCACGUAAGAACAGGAUUUUCCACUCCCAGCCCCAGACCAUUGUCCAGUAGUGACGUGGGGGGACCUGCCCACUCUCAAAAUAUCUCCUCUUACUCUCUGGGCCUCCCUGCCACCUCCCAACCACCCCACCUCCUCACCCUGACAUCACUUCCUGGGGCUGUUGACUCUUGAAGGCCACUGUGAAAGGGCACAGCCACCUGACAGGGACCCCAGGGAUUAUCCAGCCCAGCUGUAGAGUUGAGAGGGGCGGGGCCUUGCCCAAGGUCACUCAGCAGGUCAGCGUGGCGCCUGGAUGUGUGCCAGGGGCUCAGGCUGUCCCUGCUGGUCUGUUCCCUUUAGUACAGGUCGGUGCCUUUGUGGGAUUCCUGCCAUCACCCACAGUCCCCCAGCCCUUCCCACCCUGGUGGACGGAACUGGUGGAUGGAGCUAUGGCACUGAGGCCAGGGACAUAGGACAGGAGUGGGGGGCAAUAGCAAUAGGUGGGGGGAAGAGCAAAGGCCUGCUGUCCUGCCUGCAGCAACUAUUCUCAAUGAGCUCAGUGCAUCUAGGGCAGAGGCCCUGGCACACAGCGGGUCUCUGCCCUGGGUGGCUGGUGUCUCAGGGCCCAGGAGAAGUUAGGCCACCAGAGCUACCCCUCUGCCACCACUCUUGUCACGGCAGGUUUGGGCUGCUCUGUUCUAGCACAUGAGGAUGGGAACUCCUGUACUAACCCAUGUCCCAGGCACUGUGCCAGACCCUUUCAUAUCUAUUAUUUAUUCCUUGCCACAACUGUGUGAAAUAGACACUAUUUAUCCCCAUUUAGCAGAUAAGGGGACAGGCUCCAAGAAGGGAGGACUUGCUGUGGGUUAUAUAGGCAGCAAGUGAAUGAGUCAAGAUUGAGUCCAGGUCCCUCAGAUGCCCAGAUUCGUUCCUUUUCCAGUAUCCCAUACCACUUGUAACCCCUGUAGAGUGGGAGGGUCUGUAAGUAACCAUGUGAUUCAAGGGAGAGAGACAAUAUAGCAAGGAAGGGGUUAAGAGCACAGAUUCGAUGCCCAUGCCACCUCUGUUUGAGUGUUGUUUCCUCUUCCUCCAACUGUGGCACUUUGCUCAAAGUACUUAAUCUUGCAGGGCCUCGGUUUUCUCAUUUCCAAAAAGACAUACUACCUGCCACGUGGGGCACUGGGUCAAUAUACAUGAACACUUAGAACAGUACCUGGCAUACGGUGAGCAUUUACAUGCCAGGCACUGUGCCAAGGUGAUACAGAGGCAAACCGGCCAGACCCUGCCCUCAUGGAGUUGACAUAAUUUAAUAUAUAACCAUACCAGGAUAAAUUAUUUGAAGGAAAGGAAUGUCCAGCCAGUGAGCAACAGUGGGCCUCCUAUGGCCAAGGCUUCACCAGGAUGUGGGAAGAGAAAAGCAGGUCUAUCCUGGGAUAAGGUGUGGGACCCCCCUCUGGUUGGCCUUCAGGCCCACGGGCCUGUGUGUGUUUACAGAACCUUAUCCCUCUGCCAGGCUGGGAGAGGGCAGCAGGGAAAAGGGGGAGGGGGGGGGACGGGGCAGGAUGCCCUUGCUGUAAAGCUUCUAGAGCCAGCUUCUAUGGACUAGAGAGCUCCAGCUCACCCAUGGCACCAGGCUUAGCCGUUUCUGCCUAACUGGUGGUGACUGUCAUGGGGUGCUGCAGCUUCUUGGUUCAACCAAGAGCCUGGAGACCCAAGGUGGCAGGACUGACUGGGAGCUAGGCCAGAACAGGCAAUGAAUAGGCAACUUUUGUUGUGUGACCGGAGGCCACCUGCCUGCCCUCUCUGGGUCACUCUCUGAAGCCCUUACCUCCCAUGUUCCAGUUCUCUCUGUCUCAGGGCAUUAGCUACCUAGAUCUUCAGCAAAGGCACAACGAACAGCUGCUCCCCCAGGCACUCCCCCAAGGCCCCUGGGCUCUCUGUUCUGAGGACUAGAGUUGGGGCAGCAAGACUCCCCUGGCAUCAAGUGACUAGAGAGGUACAGCGCCUCCCUUGGCACCCUGCAGUGGCUUGGAGUGGAGCUGGUCCAGUGUCUGAUGUCCCUGCCUCCUGUGAGGUGGACGGUGGAGUCUGACCAGGAGUAACUAAGCAGUAGGCUGAGAGAUGUGUUUGCCUUUCCAAGGGGUGUGUGCUGGUGGGAUGUGGAGAGGGGGGGAAACGAGCCCCAGAAGCCAACUUCUUCUCCUCUGCCCUAUGUGCCAUGUGACUUGGUAUACAUCCCUUCUCCUCUCUGGGCCUCAGUUUCCCCAUCUGCCGUGGGGCUUGGCUCCACCCAGCCACUCUUCCUCCAGUACAGGCUUCCUGAGCUUGCCUCUGUCUUGGCUCCAGCUCAGCCAGGUGUCCAGACUCAGUCCUGUCCCAGCCAGGAACAAUGGGCCAGGCUGGGCCAGUCACUCAUGGGCCCCAAACUCAGUCCCCAAGGGCUUACCCUGGACUAUUUUCAGACCUUGGAGAUGGAAUCAGAAAAGGAUUUUCCACUCUCAGCACAAUGGCUGCCCCGGACCAUUGUCUAGCAGUGACCAGGGGAUCCGUCUGCCCAAAAAUACCUUCCCUGCUCCUACCUUCUGGGCCUCUGCCUCCUGUUCCUCACCUCCCUGCAUUGACAUGGCUUCCUGGGGCUGUUAACUCCUGAAGGCUGUUGUGAAACAGCAUGUUGAGUCCCCUGGAAGACAUGACCAGUUGGAAUCAGUUUUCCCUCCCGGCAGGGACCCCAGGGAUUAUUUAUUAGCAGAUAAGAGAUGAGAGACCGAGAGAGAGAGCUAUGCCUUCCACUAGGUCACACAGCAGUCAGCAUGGAGAGUAGAUGUGAGUCCAAGGCUUUCUGUCUGCUUCUGCUGCCUCUGCUGCCCUCAUUAGCACUGGUCUGCCCCAUCUGAGAGCUCACCUUGGAAGGUCACAGGUGGACAUGCUGCAAAGAGGCAUGGGUGACAUGGGUGAGAGGGGGUGCACCUUGGAGCUCCCUAUUCAGUCCUAUUUUUACCAAAUGUGGCUUUAGCUUGCCCUGAACUCAGGUUACCAAGUUGCAGCUCUGGGGAAAGAAGAUUGGGGGACACAGGGAAGCUGAGGCCGGAGGAGGGUUCUGGCACAGCUUGGCCUUCACCAGCUCUGUGACCACAAAUUCAAUUUCUUCAUGUGUAAAAUGGAACUGAUAAUAUUUCUUUUUCCAGAGUACUGAAUAGUGAGGCACAAACACACAACUAUUUUAUUUUCUUCCUAUCAGUACUGCCUACUCAAUGAUGUCUAAUUUCCCUUUCCCAUCCAUAAACUGCAUUUUUGGCAAACUCCAAAACUUUGAGUCACUUUUGAGUAACAAAGUUCAUUCCAGCUUAAGGUUCUAAUCCCUACUUAAAUUAAUGCUCAUUCCUCUUCUUCCCCAGUGCUGGGAGGACCCUCCUCACCCCUCCUUUGGGUCCCUCUCUCCUCCAGGUGUUGGGCAAGGUAGGGAGGAAAGGCACCAGUAUAUCCUCCCCAGGACUGCCACAGUUCUUUCUUGCCAUCCUGGCUUCUCUGGCCAUCAGUGCCCCUGUGCAUGGAGCCCUCCAAACACCAGCCCACACACCUUUGUAAAAGAGUCUCUUCAUUCGCCCACUCUGAGUGUGCCCCAUCUUUCCUGCCGAGACUGUAACUCAUACCCUAGUUUCCUUGAGUGACUUUCCUAAGGCACCCCUCACCUGGCUUGGUUGAGAACUCACAACAGCAGAAAUGUUUUCAAGUUCACGGAGCCCAGUGUUCAGCUUAUAGAAUCAGCAUGGAGGGGGGUGGGUAGAGGGUUGGGUUAAUAAACUCUGAGAAGGUGUCUGACCCCAAUUGUUUUCAGGUUUCUUUCGAAAGUCAGGCAUUUUACCCCUCUGUAUCCUUAGAUUUAUGUCCUAGAGCCAAAUUCCAAAUCAGCAGCCACAUGAAAAGUCCCACCUCAUUGUGGGAUUAACUGUUAGACCAGCCUUUGUGACCAAAGCAAUUGCAAAAUGUGGGGGAGGAAAGUCAAAGCCUAUUGCAUGGGUCACCACACAGCCUGUGCUAAUGUGUAUGUGUGUGUGUUUAUGCCUGUGUUGAGUUGUCGCAUCUGUGUUUGAGGUAGGGCUGAGGUGGGAAGGGCAGUACCCAUAGACACCAAGAAGAUACCUGGAGACAGAAGGGCUUUGGUGGCCACUCCGGAGGAAGCAGAGGGAGGAGGAGGGGCUACCAGGAGGUCAAACUAAUGGACGUAUACAGGCUUGGGGAUGGCCCAAAGAGAUGGGGAGUGGGGAGAGGAUCCAGCUGCUAGCUCUCUGAACCCCUUCACUUCCCUCAUUCCCCAUUCUUUCUUUCCUCAGCUCCCCUCCCUCCAUACUCCCCAUUUUCCUCCUCCUCUUGCUCCCUGUUCCCAGAAUUCCUGCUAACAGAGAGAAGCAAAUGGGGCAGGACAGAGCAACAGACUCAUUCCUUCAUUCUUGAGCACUGGCUCACCUCCCUUCCCCGCCGCUGUGCUUAGGAUUCUGUAGGUCCCCAGUUUGUGGAUGCUGCUCUGCUGCCCCCUGGUGGCCAGAGCUGGCUGCAGAGGCAGGAAUGGGGGCUGAGGUCGGGACCUUCACCUGUGGAGGAGAAGAAAAUGAUCCUGCUGGCAGCCAGGAUGUUGGAGAGUGCAAGGUGGGGGGUAGGACUGAGAAUUUAAACAGGGAACACAGUUUACAAAACACCCUGACUUGCAAAACAGGUAAUAGUGCUUGUUCAAUCCAUGAUGUUUAUCUCAUCCUAUCUAAGCUCACACUUAUAAACACCUAUGGACUGAGACUCACAAGUUCCAAGAGAAAACCACAGACAAAUUGAUCUAAUAGUAACACUCCUUGAGGACUCCUGUAUUCUCAGCACAGGAUUGCUGACUGUUCCAGUAACUCCCUGCUCUGCAAAUUCAAUCUCUGCCACAGAACUAUCCUUUGAAGUCCAGCCCCCCACAAUCCCAUGAGCACUCUUCUUUAACUGCCCCCUUUGGAGACACCCCAGGGAUCCUCCAGUGUGAAGCCUUUGCUGCAGCAAAUAAUAAGCCCAUCCUUGUUGGCUACAGGUGUGUUUCUGGUGGCACAGGCUGACCAGCACUGACCAGAGGUUCCUGGGUGAAAGAGUGAGAGCAGGUGACAUUUCAGCUCUCCAUUCCAGCCUAUCCACUCCCAUAGGCUCUCAGAGACUGUCCCAUCUACAGCCCUACAGCCCCUAGCUGACCCAUCAUGGUGCACCCUGGCACCAGGACAAAGUGCUGGACCGUGGGUGUUUUAUUCCCUCUGAGGAAGCUCACUGUGUCCAGCUGUUGGCUUUUGUAAAGGCAAGACUGAGGGGCAGACACAGCUGCUCCUUCUUCAGGGAUGCUGACUUGGCCCGCUCUGGUUCUACCAGGAGGUGUGGGGGGGGGGGGGGGCACCUGAGGGUAGUGCCAUGAUGUCCUCUGGCCUUGAGUGUCCCUUUGACCUCCUGCUUACCUUCAAGGCCCCAGGUGGGGUUCCCCACCUUCACUGGCUGUCAGGAAGACCCCCAAGCUCUGGGUCUGAGGAUACAACUGAGUGUUUGGGAGAGGGGCUAGAGGCUCUCUUAAGGGGCAUGCAGAUCUGGGGCUGGACUCCAGGCCCUGAGGACCAGCCGCUCCUUCCAGUCUGGGAGGUCUUGUGAAGGGAAGCCAGAAUCUUCUCCCCUCUCUAAGGGUGGAACUCUGAAAAGAUCUGCAUCUGCCCCUCCAAGAGUCCCCUCUGCACCUUCCUAACACCCUGACAUCAUUUGCACUCUCUCUCCCACCUCCAGGGACAGGGAGUUCACUCUUUCCUAGGCAUCCCCUUCCCCUUUGGGAGAGUCCUCCUCACAGGAGCCCUGUCUCCCAGCUUGGCCUAAGGGGCACACAGCAUAUUUGCCCUCCACCCAGGGCAGCCAUUGGAAGGGUAUGACCAAGACUCUGAGUUGGCCCUUCUCCAAGCUGGUGCCCCCAGCCCCCUGCCCUGCCCCAUUCCAAUGCCUCCACUCCACCAGAGACUCUGAACUCUGGAUGCCCCUAGAAAUCCUUGCCUCCGCGCAUGGUAGCCUCUAAGACUAGACUCCAUCCCCCUGGGAGGUAUAACCCAGCUCAGCUGGUCCUCUGGGAGCUUUCAUCCUAGUAGGAAAAGACAGAGGUCUUUGUCUAUUUUGGUCACUAAUUUAUCUCCCAUGCUGAGAAUAGUGCCUGGCACAUAGUAGGUACACAACAUUUACCUGAAAUAAUGAAUAAAAUAAAUGAAUGACUGAGGUCCACAGUGAGGUAUAAGUGAGAUAAAUUGUGUAGACUGUUUUGCAAAAUAUCUAGUACUAGUGGGUACUCAUUACAGGUAAUUCCUUUUCUUUGCAAAACAAGUCAAAUUAAUUAUUUCAUGUAAGUUUCACAAUGGCUCUUUGAGGCAAGAACAUUAUUAUUGAUUCAUCCAUUUAUCCAACAAAUAUUUACCAAGAGCCUACUAUAUUCCAGGUACUGUUGUUGUACGUACUUGGAAAUCAUCAGUGAAUAAAAAGCAAAGACCCUUCCCUUGUUUUACAUCUAGGGGGUGAUGAGAGACAAAAAGUAACAGACAUAAUGAAAUGUAAAUUCCAUGGUGUGUUAGAAGGUGAUGGGUGCUGUGGGGAAAACAGCAGAGCAGGAAGAGGGAUUGAGAGGUCAGGCUGGUAGAGGGGGAAGGGGUGGGAGGGGUGUGAUUUUAAAUAGAGUGGUCAGGUGAAGACUCAAGAGGGGCCCAAGAGAGGGCAUUUGAGCAAGCUUGAAGGAGGGGUGGGAGUUAGCUAAGGGACUCUCUGGGGGAAGAGGUUUCCACAUAGAGGGGACCGUAAACACAUGGUCCCACUGCCCGUGUAAGGAGUCCGUGGCUGGGGUGGAGGCAGGAGGAGUUGGAGCCAGAGAUGGGGGAAUCUGGUAGGACAUGGAAUGAGGUGGGAAGCCACAACAGAGACACAAUCUGACAUAUUUUAGAGGGAUCUGGCUGCUGUGUUGUGAAUAAACCGUAGUGGGGGCAAGGAUAGGACCGCAAGAACAGGAAGGAGCUAAUUCAGGAAGCCAGGAGAGAGAGCAUAGGGAUUGGGAUCAGGUGGUAGCAAUGGAGGUGGCGAGAAAUGGACCAAUGCCAGGUGUAUUUUGAAGGAAGAGCCAAUAGGAUUCCUGAUAGUUUUUUCCUGCCAGGUUUGACAGGCAGUGAAACUGCAAUCCAGAGGAGGUCUAGCCAGGUGGCACAUACCCACAGGUCACUGAGUAGAGCAGAGGAUGGGGGUAGAGGUGGCAGGAAGGUCCCUGAGGCUAGGGCGGUGUCUGGGGGAGGAGAGGGCAGGAUGGGAAGGAUUCUGUUGCAGCAAGUCACAAACCAGCCCCAGGCAGCUGGGCGUUAAUUUGAUCAAUGGCUUUUUCCUCUUCCCCUCAAUUCCCCUAUGAUGACCUUUUAAUUGGGUCCAUUUGUUCCAAGACCACGAACUGAGCAGAUGCCAGAGUAUUUGCCUAUUAUUAAAUAGAUUAGGAAAUGGCCCUAGGCUUUCGGCUGCCAGAGAAGCCAGAAGCAACUGCGUGGCUUCUCUGAGGAGUAACCACAGGCCCUCCUUUCACUGCAGAGCCCAGGCCAGGCAUCUUGUCUUGAUCCGUGCUGCCCCUCUGCUGUAUCCUCGCCCCUACAUGGCUCACCUGCUAACUGUCUGCUCCUCCUUCAAGGCUCACUUCAAAAUCCCCUCCUCAGGAAGCCUUGCUGAUCACCAUCCCUGCCCUCGGCCUCCUCUCCCUGGGCAGAAAACUCUCACACGUGUGGUGAAGGAUCCCUCAAUGGAGGGCCUGCCUCUAACAUAAGACAUGGUCCAAGCUGGGGUUUUUAGGGAAGAGGGAUUUAAAGAGCAUUUAAAUCACAACCUCACUUAAGUAAAAAAAAAAAAAACACCACUUUUCAAUUUCCCCCUAGUUCCUCCCCACAGAGAAGCUGGAGUCAGAAGGGGUGGGAUGCAGGGAGGGGAGGAGAGAAGUAAGUGUGAAAUUCAUAUCUUGUGUGGAAAGGAACCCUCUUGCACUGUUGGUGUGAAUGCACCCUGGUACAACCAUUCUGGGAAACAGUAGGGAGGCUCCUCAAAAAGUUAAAAAUAGAACUACCCUGUAAUCCAGCAAUCACACUGCUAGGUAUUUACCUAAAGAAUACAAAAACACUAAUUCAGGGGCACCUGGGUGGCUCCGUCAGUUAAGCGUUCAACUUCGGCUCAGGUCAUGAUCUCGAGAUUUGUGAGUUUGAGCCCCGCGUGGGGCUCUGUGCUGACAGCUCAGAGCCUGGAGCCUGCUUUGGAUUCUGUGUCUCCCCCUGUCUCUUCCCUUCCCAUGCUCAUGCUCUGUCUCUCAAUAAUAAUAAACAAACAUUAAAAAAUUAAAAAAAACACUAAUUCAAAGGGAUACGUGCACCCUGAUGUUUAUAGCAGCAUUAUCUACAGUAACCAAACUAUGGAAACAGCCCAAGUGUCCAGCAAUUGGUGAAUGGAUAAGAAAGAUGUGGAAUAUUACUCAGCCAUAAAAAAGAAUGAAAUCUUGCCUUUUGCAAUGACAUGGAUGGAGCUAAGGAGUAUUAUGCUAAGUGAAAUAAGUCAAAGAAAGACAAAUAGCAUAUGAUUUCACUCGUACGUGGAAUUUAAGAAACAAAACAAAUAAACAGAGGGGAAAAAAGAGAGAGAGCAAGAAACCAAGGUACAGACUCUUAACUAUAGAAAACAAACUGAUGGUCACCAGAGGGGAGGUUGGGGAGGGGGUAAAAUAGGCGAUGGGGAUUAAGGAGGGCACUUGCUGAGAUGAGCACCAGGUGUGUAUGGAAGUGUUGAAUCACUAAAUUCUACACCUGAAACUAAUAUUGCACUGGAUGUUAACUAACUGGAAUUUAUAUAAAAACUUCAAAAGAAUAAAGUCACAAUUCACCAUGAAAAAUUUAUACUAUGGAAAUGUAAACUCGACAGGAGAGAAAGAAAACCGUUUCCUGGCAGAAACAAAUUCAAACUGUUUAAAAAAACACUGGUUACUUCCAUUUGAGACAUUAUUGAUUUGCUCUGUGAAAGAUGGGGAUUUAGUUUUCUUCCCUCAUCCUCCUGUUGAAAUUUUCUGGAUAAAACAAUAUUCAGUGCUUCCAUUUUUACGGCCUUGAAAGUAUUGUUUGUAGUAACACAGCAUUCUAUGAUUACAUUUUCUUUCCUGCAUAACUUUUUGUUUUUCCUAGAAUUAAUCACUGUCUCACUGUACACCCUUCAGAGGGGCAUCUGCUAAAGACAAAGAAAAUUAAAAAGAAAUCUUAAACAGUAUUUGUAGUUACACCACAAGUGGCUAUUGAGCACUUGAAAUAUGAUUUGUCUGAAUUGCAUUGAGGCAUAAAAUACACACUGGAUUGCAAAGACUUGAGUACAAAAAAAGAAGGUUGUAAAAUAUCUCAUCAAUUUUUUAUAUUGGUUACAUAUUGAAAUGGUAAUAUUUUGGAUGUAACAAGUUAAAUAAAAUGUAUUACAAAAAUUAA
Messenger RNA from Acinonyx jubatus (cheetah), 14327 nucleotides. It is a transcript of the gene P2RY2, whose product is annotated as purinergic receptor P2Y2. The coding region runs from base 820 to 1953 and encodes 377 amino acids. Gene Ontology annotation, molecular function: A1 adenosine receptor binding; G protein-coupled UTP receptor activity; G protein-coupled purinergic nucleotide receptor activity. Gene Ontology annotation, biological process: positive regulation of mucus secretion; blood vessel diameter maintenance; phospholipase C-activating G protein-coupled receptor signaling pathway. NCBI's taxonomy places the organism in Eukaryota, Metazoa, Chordata, Mammalia, Carnivora, Felidae. The transcript has 3 exons. The record is from RefSeq and is a predicted model, not a curated record. Gene Ontology annotation, cellular component: plasma membrane.